AAGUAGGAAAAAAAGGCGAAAGUCUUUCACUUUGCGCGAUUCAUGUCUCCUCCUCCGACAUCUUUUCGAUCGCUUUACGCUUCCUCAUCUACUCAUACUCCGAUUUCUCCACCAAUCCGAAUCAUACCCUUACUUAAUUCAUUAAACAGAUUCUACGGUCUAUCAUUCUCAACCUCGUCUUUUCUUCCUUCAAAUCUAGUUUUCUCAACAAGGAAGCAGUCUCUCUGUAUAAAGGUACAAGCUUUAGCUGCUGAAACAGAACAGCCAAAAUGGUGGGAGAAGAAAGCAGGGCCAAACAUGAUCGACAUUACCUCAACCGAACAGUUUCUGAACGCUUUGAAAGAUGCGGGAGAUAGAUUAGUUAUCGUUGAUUUUUAUGGAACUUGGUGUGGUUCUUGCCGAGCAAUGUUCCCUAAGCUGUGCAAAACAGCGGAAGAACACCCUGAAAUCUUGUUCCUUAAAGUAAACUUUGACGAGAACAAGUCACUCUGCAAAAGCUUGAACGUCAAGGUGUUACCAUACUUCCAGUUGUACCGCGGCUCUGAUGGCCAAGUUGAUUCUUUCUCCUGCUCUCUCGCCAAGGCAAGAUGACAAACAAGGCGGAACGUUAACUGGUUUGCAAAAUUGUGGGUUAGACAUGCGGUCCUUAGUGCCUUUCCUGGACUUCUGUGACCAAAUCAAGAACACAAAUGUUUUAUCAAAGAGCAAAAGUUAACCUAGAAAGUAAGUUUCUUACAUAUCUUGUGAGCUUGAGAACUUGUAGUGUAGGAGAAUUCAAUAACAACACCAUAAGUAGAUUCCACCACUCGGUUUUACUAGUGUUUAGCUCCAAAUAUACAAGCUGAUCAAAGACAAUACGAUCAGCGCACCUAGUCUGCGGUACGAACAAACAAAAUAUGUUAAACUGUAUAACUGCCUGAUUUGUGCAAAAGUACACUGAAACAUUAGCCUUUUUUCAAGAUUAUAUACAUAUAGAGUUGCCUUCCAAAUUAUGAAUUUUUUUUAAUGAAAGUUCUUAUUAAAA
Raphanus sativus (radish) is the source of this 1024-nucleotide messenger RNA. RefSeq names its product thioredoxin-like 2-1, chloroplastic. The transcript has 4 exons. Lineage: Eukaryota; Viridiplantae; Streptophyta; Magnoliopsida; Brassicales; Brassicaceae. The record is from RefSeq and is a predicted model, not a curated record. Bases 43 to 591 code for a protein of 182 amino acids. Gene Ontology annotation, biological process: cell redox homeostasis.